AGUCUAUGACGUUCGCUCUUUAUGUUUCAGAUUAAAUCUAAAUAUUGCGAUCUUCAACUUAGCGGCGGAGUGUAAAAUUAGAAGUUCAAUUGUCGUCAUCUAAGUAGUAGAAAAUAAUCCAUGAUUGGCGUCAUCGCCAAAUUUAUCACGUAAAAUGAACGAUUCAUCGACAUGUACAGUGUUCUUCAAAAACGCCUUCGACCUCCCAAAAAACGACGGCUAAUGCUUCGUUUGAUAUAAAUGAUAUUCAGAGUAGCAGUAGUACGCCUAUAAAUUCAUUUAGAAAGGCUUCUGAUCUUAUUUUGUUUAAUUUGACUGGCAGUUCGUUAUUUUAUUCAUUUGCUUUUAGAAAAGCCGUUCAAAUUCAGCGUCAAAAGAAGUUCCAGUUUUUUUGAAAGCAAAUAAAUUUAUUUGUAGGCACGUGCAUGAUUUAUUUCUGUCUUAUUGCAUUUUUAGACAUAUAUUUCAGUAAAUUGUAAUUUGCCGGUAUAUUCGGUAGAAGUCGAAGCUGCUUUAACUGAACGUAUUCAGAAAAGUUCGUUUUUUCUUUGUACGAUCUUCUUUGUUACCAAUUAUUUUAUUUUUCGUUUUUUAGGAAAUUUAGAGUUAGUUGAAGAAGCAUUUAUUAUUGAAACCACAGAUUUUUUUCAUGAAAGAUAAACCAAAGACCGUCAAUCGAUUAUAGGCAUAUUGCUGAGGCAAUUGUUAAACGUUAUCCAAAAUUGUUGCAAAGUUUAACAUCCUCUCAGAAAAAUUUAUCGACUUGUCUGCCAAGAUCGAUUAGAAACAAACGUGCUGAAAUAAAUAUGAAAGCACAAGGUCGUCAGCUUAGGAGUAAAAAGAAAGUGGGUUUACAUCUUAUAGAAGAUAUUACAACUGUAGCAGAAAAUGUUUUAUCAAAUAUGGACCUGAGUGUUGAAUCUCCAAAUAACUCGGUAAUCCACAUCUCGAACACAACUGAUGAUAAUCGAAUGUUCGAAACUGUAAUAAAUGCACAAAGUUCAAUUCAAUUAAAUAAUCCCAAUGGAAAAAGCCUUGAUAUUCAGGAAGAAAAUAUAUCAACAUGA
Messenger RNA from Didymodactylos carnosus, 1067 nucleotides. The record is from the annotation of a GenBank genome assembly. NCBI's taxonomy places the organism in Eukaryota, Metazoa, Rotifera, Eurotatoria, Philodinida, Philodinidae.